UUUUGAUAGGGGAAUGGGAGGGGCUGCGGGAGCCUGCGGGAGGCUGGGGUCCCCUGCCCCCAGGGGUCAGCUGGGGCCCUCGGGGGUUGCCCGGGGCCCUCGGGGGUUGCCCGAGACCCCCUGGGAUCAGCUGGGUUCCUCUGGGGUCACCCGGGAUCAGCUGGGGCUCUCUGGGUGAUUUCCGGAGUCUGGAGAGGUCCUGGUCGGCUGGAAGCUGGCAAAUGCUGUCCCAGUUUUCAAGAAGGAUGUGCAGGGCCAGGCAGAACUGCGGGAAGCAUGGGCACAGCUGGUGGCAGCCCGGGCCUCUCUGCUGCCUGACCCCAGUGGACUACCUGGCACGGGAGGCGAGGGGAGGAUCCUACUGGAUUGGGCUGGUGGCCACAGGCCCCGGAGGCUCCUGGCGCUGGGUGGACAGGGCUGCCUACUCGCAGGCCCAGAGUUUCUGGGCACCGGGGCAGCCAGACAGGACGGACUAUGGGCCAUGGGGCCAGGAGAGCUGCGCCCAGAUCCACCCCGUGGGCAACGGCCUCUGGAAUGACCAUAACUGCAACUUCACCUUCCCCUGGAUCUGCAAGAAGGGACCUGAGUGUGACCUGACGCCGGCCACACUGCCAGCCCCACACCCCACGCCCCCGUGCCAGAUGAGCCCCCCGGGGACCCCCUCUCCCCCCUGGGGCAGGGCAGCUCCCAGGCAAGCCCCCAUGCCGUGCCGCCGCUGCCACCAGUGCUCCGGACCCUGGCACCAUCCUGUGGCACUGAGAGCCCUUUGCUCAGCUCUGAUUAAACUGCCCCUGCUGCACCUCCUCUGGCUGCCUCUCGCCCUCCCCGCCGAGGGGGCGUUGACUCCACGGCCCCCACAGACCCCUGGCACACGGUGAAGCCCCCCCCACAAGGCCCUCUGCCCGGCCCAGCCCACUUUGGGGACCUUUGCUGGCAUCAACCACGGUGCCACAGCUCUCACAUCAUGGGGGUCCCACAAGUGCCGCAGGAGGGACAGACCCAGCUCCUCACCCUGUGAGCAUGGUGGGAGGGGGUGGUGGGACCCCCCCUGUGCCUGCUGCUCCCACCGGUGUGCCUGGCUGCAUCCCACUCAGCAUCACGGCCAGAGACGUGCCGUGGCUGCAGCCUGGUGUCACCGGUGCCUGGUAUUGCUCCCCAGGCGCUUCAGCUUCACCGGUGUGGUUAUGGACGGAAGGAGUUUGGGGUCCUCUCCCCCCGGCAGCCCCUCCGCAGGGCCAGGCAGCACCCACCCCAUCCCUGGCACCCCAGCAGUGGCAGGAGAGCUGGGCAGACCGGCUCCUGGCUCCCCAGCUCUGCCAGCACCCAGAAACUGCCAGGGCAGGACCCUGCUGUGCCCUGCACACAGGUGCUGGCUCCUGCCACCUCCCAAGGUGUCACACAUGUCCCCUGGCCCCCAGCAGCAUUGUCUGGUGACAACCAACUCCCUGAUGCCACGUCCUGCCUUGCCGCCUGUUCAUUUAACCCCCCACCCCGGUGACCCUGAUGCACCAGGGGCGGUUGUACCCUGCCAGCUGCCCUGUCCCCCCACAAGGUCCCUCCUGUCGCCUCAUCUCUGCCAUUCCGACCCACAGCAGAGAGGACCCACACUCUGCCCCCCAGCCCCCACAGCACUCAGCUGGAGAAACCCCACUCCGGGGUCCCUGGUGCGGACGGGACAGAGGAACCCAGCGCCCAUCCGUCUUGCAGGCUGGCAGGCAAGAGUUUUGGAGAAACCGGGGAGAACCAUCUUUUUUUUUUUGACAUCCACUUGCAGCCCCGUGGAGCCGCUGUCCUGCGCACAUGAAGCCAUCUCAGCUCCAGGGAGAUUUUUAUGGGGAUAGCUAUUCGCACUCCCCAGCCCUCCCAUGAUGGCAGUAGGAUAAAUGGGUUUAAAACCUGC
Molecule: messenger RNA, 1900 nt
Organism: Falco peregrinus (peregrine falcon)
Lineage: Eukaryota; Metazoa; Chordata; Aves; Falconiformes; Falconidae
Product: C-type mannose receptor 2-like
Exons: 5
Coding region: 222-878 (218 amino acids)
Molecular function (GO): signaling receptor activity
Source: RefSeq, a predicted model, not a curated record